AUGCCUUACCCGAACGUCUCUCAUCUUCCAGGGGAAGAUAUAUCGCACUCUACAGACUUCAAACCAGCAACCAUAUCACAACCCCUUAUCAAUAGUAUCCCACCUGAUCUUCUCCCUCGUUUCGAUCCUGUCUUUGCAAAAUAUCAUACACAUUACUCGGCAGGAAGAUUAAGCAUUUAUCAAAUUCCGCUCAAGGAACUCAGGACCAAUCCACGCAAAUACAGCAUCGUCUACGGCCGCGCCAUUGCACCUGACGUACAUUCUAUCACCGAUGUCCAGUGUCCAGUUUCCCCUUCUGGCGAUGGGAAAAGUAGUAUUACGGUGAGGAUUUAUGAGCCCGCCCCAAACAUAAAUGGGGGUAAACCUAGACCUGCGUAUAUCAAUUUCCAUGGCGGGGGAUGGAUUAUCGGGGGUUUGGAGUCGGACAUGGAGUUUUGUAAGAGGUUGGUUGGGGAAUUGGGAUGUGUGGUCUUUGAUGUGGAUUACAGGUUGGCACCGGAAUACCAAUAUCCUAUUCCAGUUAAUGAUUGCAUUGAGGCUUUUAAGUGGAUUGGAUCGGAUGAUAUGGUUCAAAAGCGAAAUCUAGAUAGACAGAAGUUUGCUGUUGGAGGUAUGAGUGCGGGUGGGAUGUUGGCGGCGGUUGUGAGCCAUGUUUGUAGGGAUGAGGGGUUGCCAUUGAGCUUCCAAAUUUUGGGCGUUCCGGUUAUAGAUGUGGACGGAUAUGGACCAGAUGGAAAGUUGACGGAUGAAGGAUGGAAACGCUAUGAGAGUUACAGGGAACUGGAAUUCACUGUACCGUUGCCAGCGGUAGAAAUGGAAUAUUUUGUGGCACAUUUUUUGGGGGAGAAGAGGGAUCCUGAAACCUAUAAUAAUUGGAAGGUGUCCCCCAUACUAUCAUCCAACUUCAAGGGUUUGGCGCCGGCUCUCAUCAUGACAGCAGAGAUGGAUCUACUAAGAGAUGAAGGUGAAGCUUACGGGGAGAAGAUGAAUGCUGCAGGUUCUCAAGCCGAAGUCAUUCGAAUGAAAGGGAUGCCUCAUACAUUUAUGGCGAUGGAUGAUAUUCUCGAAGAUGGUAAGAGGUACAAUCGGGAAGCAAUCCGAGCUUUAGCUACUGCUUGGGGAAUCAAUAAAUAA
Molecule: messenger RNA, 1134 nt
Organism: Sclerotinia sclerotiorum 1980 UF-70
Lineage: Eukaryota; Fungi; Ascomycota; Leotiomycetes; Helotiales; Sclerotiniaceae
Exons: 3
Coding region: 1-1134 (377 amino acids)
Molecular function (GO): hydrolase activity
Source: RefSeq, a predicted model, not a curated record